UGAGCCACCGCGUAAACGAAUUGCUCAUUACACGUAAGCUCGUCUUAUACUAUGUAUGGAACUGGGUUGAAGGUAGCUGGGAUAUAAAACUGCCAGUUCCCUGGAAGCAUUCCCUUUCCGAACACAGACAUCGGCUCAGCAAGCUUCGUACACCCUUAAACAACCCAGCUUAUUUACCAUCACGGCCCGUUUCAAAGACAGUCAAACCUCACCUCAACACCGCAGUUUUACCUCCACCACCUAAACAAACCAAAUCCCCGUCAACACACCACCCCCCAACAACCAACAACCCCCCCAAAAUGGCCCUCCAACCCACCCUCCGCGCAGCCACCCCCUCCGACAUCCUCGACUGCGCCGCCAUCGCCCACGCCGCGUUCGCCCCCUCCCCCAUCAUCCGGCACAUCCGCCCGGCCGCCGAAUCCGUGGCGCUCGGCCUGUGGACCGCCGUCGUCAGCGCCGCGUUCGCCCAGCCCCACGCCCACCUCGUCGUGGCCGAGGACGCCGCCUCGGGCGAGCUGCUGGGCUUCGCCAAGUGGGUCUGGGUCGAGGAGGGUGCGGUCGUGCCCGGUAUCGCCGCCAGCGCUGCUGUGGGCGGUGAUUCCGGUGGGGAUAGUGAGGACGAGCGGGUGGGGAUGGAGGAGCUGUGGGGGAUGGUGGGGGACAGGGAGUUCGCGAUGGAGUAUUUUGGGGCGCAGGCCGAGCAGCAUGAGAGGUUUAUGGGCCGGCGGGCGCAUUGGUAUUUGGAGUUGAUCUCUACGAAGGCGGAGGUUAAGGGGCGGGGGACGGGGAGGAGGUUGGUGCAGUGGGGGUUGGAGAGGGUGGAUGGGGAUGGGGCCGUGGCGUACUUGGAGGCGUCGCCUCAGGGGAGGGGGUUGUUUGAGAGGUUUGGGUUUGAGGUUGUGGAGAGGUUGGUUUACUUGGAUGGGGCGUAUGUUGAGUGUCCUAUGGUGAGGGCUGCGAAGGGGAAAGGGGAAUGAAAGGGGGACCGAAAGGUGUAAUCAGUGUCAGGAAUCUGGCACUACUACCUAUACAGCACUUGUUGGUAGAUUCAAACCAAAUUCAUGUCGACUUAUUGCAUAUCAGCCUUGGCUGAGUGGUCUCUUUUUCUCGAGUAAGGCAG
This is a messenger RNA of Chaetomium fimeti, 1120 nucleotides long. Its product is annotated as acyl-CoA N-acyltransferase. NCBI's taxonomy places the organism in Eukaryota, Fungi, Ascomycota, Sordariomycetes, Sordariales, Chaetomiaceae. The coding region runs from base 300 to 977 and encodes 225 amino acids. Gene Ontology annotation, molecular function: acyltransferase activity, transferring groups other than amino-acyl groups. The record is from RefSeq and is a predicted model, not a curated record. The transcript has a single exon.